Molecule: messenger RNA, 1732 nt
Organism: Syngnathus acus (greater pipefish)
Lineage: Eukaryota; Metazoa; Chordata; Actinopteri; Syngnathiformes; Syngnathidae
Gene: nsmce4a
Product: NSE4 homolog A, SMC5-SMC6 complex component
Exons: 11
Coding region: 157-1182 (341 amino acids)
Biological process (GO): DNA repair
Cellular component (GO): Smc5-Smc6 complex; nucleus
Source: RefSeq, a predicted model, not a curated record
GCAUUUCCGCACUCCAGCGCACAGUUGUGAAGUGCCGAACAGUUAGGUGCCACAAUAGCAGGGAAUUUGCGGUUAUAAUAAAUAUUCAAUAAUCACAUACCUCUACUAAAUGUCAAUCUAAACUUCAAACUUUACUGUUUCUGCGUUCAGCUUUCGAUGGAGCAGCUCAGAUGCCCGUCCACUGACAAGGAAGCCCCCCAGCAAGACGGAGCUGCAGGGCACAGCAGCGGAGACCAACAGCAGCUGAAUGGGAGGUCCAGCUUUGGUUCUAUGAGUGCACAGGAAAGAGGCACCAGGAAAGAAAUAAGGACCAAGUACAGAGAUCUCAUCGAUUCAGUCCAACAAAAUAGAGAAGAUUUACUGAGUCCAUCUAACAACAAACUAACAGAGAUUUUGGAAGCGGCAGACAGCCUUUUUGAAAAUGUGCGAGAGACGAGCGAAGCGGUGCUGGAUUCCAAGUUCGUUUCCAUGGCUACGGAGCUGAACAACGAAAGAGCCAGCCAGAUGCGAGAAGAGGACAGUGCUUUUGACCACGCUGCUUUUGCUGAGCACCUUCUCUCCUUCAUGGGUCUCAACCGACUGGAAAGUGGUAGGGGGGAGCAGAGCGAAGAGGAAAUUGAGGGUUAUUUGCCCAGAGAUGCCUGGCAGAGACUGGCCCAGAGAGCUGAGGCUUGCUUUCAGACAGCGCCGACCUUCCACUACAUGUUGGGUUCCUUCCAUGCAGAGCCGCCCCCUCCGAAGCAAAAGAUAGUACGUCAAGAGAAAGCCCCUAGCAAGGAAGCAAAAAGGAUCAUGCCCACUCAGCUGAAAAAGAUGGAAGAGACUGAGCAGGAAGCCACUGAGAAAGAAGUGGAGAGGAUCCUGGCCUGCCUAAAAAGUUAUCAUCAAGAUGACCCGACGUCGCCGAUAUCGUAUUACGAGUUUGUUAUCGACCCCAACUCCUUUCCACGCACCGUGGAGAACAUUUUUCACACGUCGUUCCUGGUCAGGGAUGGUUUGGUACAAAUUGGUUUGGAUCUAGAUAAGUUGCCUUUUAUAGUUCCGGUGGAGGAGGUGGUGACGGAAGGAGAAAGAGAAAACUGUCAUGCAGCUAUUGUUACAAUCAGCCCAAAGAGCUGGAAGGAGCUCAUCGAAGCUUUUGAGAUCACUGAGCCCAUGAUUCCGCCUCUGAACAGUCAGUGAUGGACCAAACCAGGGACUCGAUGGACUUGCAUUUGUUACGAAUUUGUUUCAAUUUUGAAUUUAUAUUGGAGAUAUUUAUACUUCAAUAAAAAUACAUUUUUGUCAUCAUGGGUGUAUGCUAGAUUGACUCAUUUGAGCCACAAAGCUAACAAAAAGAUAGAUCAUCAUACAAAUAUAUACAAAAGAAUGUAAAUAAAACUUAUUUAUAAUGAGCGGGGUUUAGUUUAUCAGUUGCUACAUUUCCUUCCACUGUUUAGUCUUUGCCUUCAGGCUGCACUGGAAUUAUGACUUAUUUUAUUUGUUUAUGUGGAAGAAAAAUAAUUGUAAAAAGUCCAGUAGUGGAAGAUUUUCUAGGACAACGGUUCCCAACCAUGGAAUACUGGUCCGUGGGUAACAUUACUUUUGAUAUAUUCUUUUUUUAUUUGAAAAAUAUCUUGUUUUGGAAAGUGACCAGAUUCUUUCUUUUACAAUGUUACAUCAGAAUAUAACUGAUUGACUGGUUGUGCAAAAGUAGCUGCAAACAUGAAAAAUAAAAUAUAAAGAAAAAUAA